GUUUCUAACAACAUAAACUUCCAUAGAGCUAUCUUUAAUAUCCUUACACUGGUUCAUCACAUUGUUUGCUGGAGUUCUUCACAUCAAGGUGUUAUUGAGGGUGUGGGAUCUCUUCUUUCUCCAAGGAUCCGUAGUUUUGUUUAAAGUUUGCAUCGGGAUGUUGUUGUUAAAGGAUGACUUAUUGAGUGACGUUGACAACUCAGCAGAAAUAUUCAACAUUUUAUCCGACACACCUUCUCUGGUUGAUGAUGCUUCGGUGCUUAUCGAAAAAUCAGAAAGAAGUGCUGGUUCCCUCACACAAGUAGUACUCGAUGCUCACAGAAGAAAACAUGAAGCUUAUUUAUUCAGUGAACAAAAUAACCAUGAGGUACCACGGAAACAAAUGAUAAGAAGAAGGUCAAUGAUCGGGAAGAUUAUUUCAGGUUCUUCUGUGGACGAACAAUUUGAAAACCUAAAAGCGAAAAACAUCAAACAAACGGAGAUGGUUUCGAACUUAAAACAAGCGAUACAGAAUAUUAUCCAACAUUUUCAAAACAUGGAGAAACAACAAGAUAUGAAUGUUCAUCCUGAUUAUUCAAGUGAAAGCCACAAACACGACCACGUGGAUUACCUUAACGUUACGCAACAACGUCGACAACGAGGGAAAGCUUUGCUCAACUUUGAACGAAACGACGACGAUGAACUCGGUUUCAGGAAGAAUGACAUCAUAACUAUAAUCAGCAUGAAGGAUGAACAUUGUUGGGUUGGUGAGUUAAAUGGAUUACAAGGUUGGUUUCCCGCUAAGUUUGUUGAACUGCUCGAUGAAAGAAGCAAAACUUACAGCAAAGCUGGGGAUGGCAGUGUCAACAAAACCAUAAUAGAUCUUGUGCGGGGGGUAUUUUGUCCAGCAUUAGCAGCCAUAUUUGAGCAUGGUUUGCGGAGACCUGUGUUGUUGGGAAGUGCUUGCCACCCAUGGCAGUUUAUUGAAGAAGCUGCAACUCAUGAAGUGGAAAAAGAUUUCGAUUCAGUUUUCUCACGUUUGGUGCUUUGUAAAACUUUCCGACUUGAUGAUGAAGGUAAAGUUUUAGCACCAGAGGAGCUUUUAUAUAAGUGCAUACAAGCAGUGAACAUGUCACACAACAACGCACACGCACAGAUGGAUGUUAAACUACGUUCACUUAUUUGCUAUGGUCUUAAUGAGCAAGUAUUACACUUAUGGUUGGAAGCAUUAUGUUCCUCUACCCCCGUAGUGAGGAAGUGGUAUCACCCAUGGUCAUUCCUACUAUCACCAGGGUGGGUUCAAAUUAAAUGCGAGCUUCGAGUUUUAUCAAAGUUUACAUUCUAUCUACCACCGGACCAUGAGCUUCCAAAAACUAAAGCGUCACGUGAAACAUUAAAGGAGGGAGUUCGUGAUAUGUUGGUUAAACAUCAUCUGUUUAGUUGGGAUCUAUAAUUGUGAUGUCAUGAUGAUGUAAUUCCUUAUAAUGUCAUUCAUUGUGAUGUCAUUAUUUAUACCAUGAUGUCAUACAAUUUAUGUUAUAAUGUCAUGCAUAUUGUGAUGUCAUUUUUAUGAUUUUUUUCAUAUUAUGAUGCAAUAUAUAUAUUAUAAUAUCAUUUAUAUAAUGACAUACCCAGAAGAAGUUAUUUAUAUAAUUUACGAACCGGUACCCUGUUAGUUAUUUAUCCACAACAUCGGUAUAGUGUUUGUUAUUUAUUUCAAGAACUAUGUUUGCACAAAGUUGUUUAUAUUUGUAUUUAGUUGUAAGUUUUGUAAAUUGUUUAACGCUUGUUUUAAAAAUAAUGUUUACAGAAUUCUUUAUACACAGAAACUUGGAUUUUGUGAUCUUUAAUUUUAUAAUUUUAAUAUUUUUUUAAUGAAUGUGAUGUUUAUGUUGGCAUUGUUGUUCCAUUGUUUGUGUUUAUUAUAUCACAAAGAAUUUAUACUUACAUUUCAAAAAAUUAUGUCGUUUUAUUUUUUCUUGAACUUUAAAUAUUUUCAAAGAUUCCAAAAUUUAGUUUUGUUUGUUGUAAUAUAUUUGCCAAAUAUUGUGUGUUAGUUGUAGUUGAAUGUAUUUGCACAGCACUAGUUAUGUAGAAUACGGUGCAAUGAAACUUCCGAAUAUUGUUUUGAUUGUUGUAGACGGUAUGUGCAUUAAUAAAUAAUAUUCUUAGAAAAAAA
Ciona intestinalis (vase tunicate) is the source of this 2158-nucleotide messenger RNA. Lineage: Eukaryota; Metazoa; Chordata; Ascidiacea; Phlebobranchia; Cionidae. The record is from RefSeq and is a predicted model, not a curated record.